Messenger RNA from Perognathus longimembris pacificus (Pacific pocket mouse), 2487 nucleotides. RefSeq names its product zona pellucida sperm-binding protein 3 receptor-like. The transcript has 14 exons. Bases 1 to 2418 code for a protein of 805 amino acids. The record is from RefSeq and is a predicted model, not a curated record. Lineage: Eukaryota; Metazoa; Chordata; Mammalia; Rodentia; Heteromyidae.
AUGUUGAAGAGACACUCCCCACAUCAGAUCAUGCACGCCUCAAGACCUUCACAUGUGCUGCCCAAGAAGUUCACCUGCCAAAGGGGAGAGGAAAUGGCAGCCUGGCCGUUCCCUCGGCUGUGGAGAUCCACAGAUUCAUUUCUAUUCCAAAUGACCUUGGUGGCUAUUCUGAUGCCUCUAAUUCUUGGUGACUGUAAUCCUCCUCCCAAAUUGCCAUUUGCUACUCCAAUCCAACGAUUUUAUGUAACAACUUAUACAACCGGAACUGUUCUGAAAUACACCUGCAACCUAGGCUACAAGAAAAUUAAUGCAAGUCACCUUACUUGUCAAUUCAGUGGUGAAUGGGUGUACACUAUCUUUUGUGUCAAGAAGGAGUGCAAACACCCGGGGGGGUUGACGAAUGGGAAAAUAGAAAUGAAGACAAAUCUUGCCUAUGGAUCAACCAUACAGUUCAUUUGCUCAAAAGGAUUUCAACUAGUUGGUGAAGCAACUAGUCAGUGUCAUAUCGAGGGAAAGGGAGUUAACUGGAGUAAUCCUCUCCCAGAAUGUGUAAGUGUCAAGUGUGAGUCCCCGCCUGCCAUCAGCAAUGGGAAGCACAGUGGUGGAGAUGAAGAUAUCUUCACCUAUGGCUCCUCAGUCACCUAUGGCUGUAACCCCAACUUCUUACUCAUAGGCAAUGCCACCAUUUUCUGCUCUGUGGUGAAUAAAACAAUAGGUGUCUGGAGCCCAGGCCCUCCUACCUGUAAAAAAAUCACUUGUCAGAAGCCCCAGAUUCCAAAAGCAAUCUUAGCCUCUGGGUUCCAAGCCGUUUACUCUUACAAAGACACCAUUGUGAUUAGCUGCAUGAAUGGCUAUGUUCUCAAAGGCAGUAGCUCCAUCCGCUGUGAAGCCAACAACCAGUGGUACCCUGCUGUUCCCACCUGCCAGCCCCAUGAGCCCCGUGGUUGUCAAAACUUACCAGACAUUCCCUUUGCUUCCUGGGAAAGCAACACUUUGGCAAGAAACAUGACCACAUUUGGAGUUGGAACACACUUGAAAUAUCAGUGUAAGCCUGGCUAUCGAUUCGUUUCAGGAGAGCCCCAGACUGUGACCUGUCAGGAGAAUUUGAAAUGGACACCUUCUAGAGGGUGUGAGAAGGUAUGUUGUCCAAAGCCAAACCUGGAGAACAUCAGAAUCAUAAGUGAGAGGAGAGACUUGACUCAUGUAUGUUUCUACACCUAUGGAGACUAUAUUUUCUACAUGUGUGAUAAAGGCUACAUCCCUGCUUCAACUGAUGGAAGGAGUUCAUGCCAAGUAGAUGGCAAGUGGGCACCUAAAACACCAUCAUGUAAGUCAGCCUUGUGUUCAAAACCAGAGAUACAAAAUGGGAAGCUGUCUGUGACAAAGGAUCACUAUUUUGAAUUUGAAAAUGUCACUGUCUAUUGUGAUAAUGGUUAUAAAGUGGUUGGUCCUUACAAUAUCAUGUGCUCCGAGAAAAAUAUGUGGCAUCCAGUGGUACCCAAGUGUGUGAAGGUGGUUCUUACCGGCUGUGAAAGCGUUCUUUCUGGAAGAAAGUUGCUACAGUGUCUUCCACAAUCUGAUGAUGUGAUAAAGGCCCUGCAGGCAUAUAAACUAAUUCUGGAGAUUGAACAAUUGCAAGCAGAGAAAGAUAUGUGGAUAAAGAACUACCAAACAUUUUCUAAAAACAAGGCCAUGAAGGGUCUACUUGUAUCUUUAAGUAAAUAUGCAGGAUCUAUACCCGGCAACUUCACGCAUCCUGAUUCUGGGAGACUUAGUAAACGGUCCCCAAGUCCUUCCCUGAGCUUCAGCAUCAUGGCCUGCAAAUUUCAGGGAAUAUUUCAAGCACUGUGGCCCCUCGGGCUCCUGUCUUUGCUCUGGUGUCCAGCAGUCCUGUGUGGUUGCGAUUUUCCUCCUAGAAUUGCCCAUGGACACCACAAAAUGGUUCAUUCCUACAAUAUCUUUAAAUAUGAGGUUCUCUAUAAAUGUGAUGAAGGAUACACUCUGGUGGGACAAGCAAAACUCUCCUGCAGCUCUUCUCAGUGGACACCCGCAGCCCCUCAGUGUAAAGCUCUGUGCCUGAAACCAGAGAUAGAAAAUGGAAAGCUAUCCGUGGAUGACAUUCGGUAUGUCGAAAUGGAAAAUGUCACCGUCCUCUGUGACUCUGGCUUUUCCGUGGUGGGUCCGCAGAAUAUCACUUGCUUAGAGAAUGGAACCUGGUACCCAGAGGUGCCCAAGUGUGAGUGGGAUGUCCCUGAAGGCUGUGAGCAAGUGCUGCAGGGCAGAAAACUCACGCAGUGUCUCCAAAGUGCGGAGGAGGUGAAAAUGGCCCUGGAGAUGUAUAAGCUGUCUCUGGAGAUUGAGCUACUGGAACUUCAGAGAGGCAAAGCAAGACACCCAGUUCUAGAGUCAUCGACGUGAUUUUUCCCAAAUGAGGAAGGAAAGGGUGCCUGGCUGACUUGUUGCCUUACAGUUAAUAUGGAUUGCUUC